GGAAGGGUUUCGAAGCUAGUUCGGGGACAGACCUUCGGAAGAACCGGGCUGCUACCACCUACGCACCGGCCCUCGCGCAAACGUGCGGCGAGGGCAUCCUGCAACAGCUGGUCGCGACGAAGAGCUUCCCGCACAAGUUUUCCCUAGGGGAGCAGGCUUCACUGUUGCACUCCUGUUCCACACUGCAGCUGCGGAACACGAGUGAUUUGCUUUUCGCAACGGACUUGGAUCUGUCAAAGAUUCUGGUGCAUGUAUGGCACUGA
Amoebophrya sp. A120 is the source of this 263-nucleotide messenger RNA. The record is from the annotation of a GenBank genome assembly. Lineage: Eukaryota; Dinophyceae; Syndiniales; Amoebophryaceae.